GUUGCAGCAGCCGAGAGAGCUUCACGUGGGUUUCCUUUUUUCCCCGCCCCCAACCGUUGUCUAGUGUUUCCCCUGUUUGUUUUCCGAGAAAAUUUGGAAUCGAGAACGAUUUUCCACCGAAUUGGAGUGCUGCAGUGCAGUGAGAGAGUUUGAAGGUCACUUGAGAAUUCGUAUGGCGGUAUCUUCGAUUAGUUUGAUUCAUGCUCGGAAUCCGCUGAGCAUGGAAUUCGAAGCUACAGCGAGGGUAUCGCCCGGAGUUCGUAGUUCAGUGCCGUACAAAUUCGGAGGCCUGCGCAUUGCUGUUCGUUCUAGUUCGCUGGUUUUGGCAAAUGCGAAACGGAGAGAAGAGGAUAGCGAUUAUCGAGCUCCCUCUGAAGAUUCAGUGGGUGCUUCCGGUGAUCUAUUAAAGAUACAGAGACAACUGGUCGAUGAUCAAGUUCAGAAUUUCCAAGAGCGUGACUUUGCGGGCACAGCGUAUGUUCCCGUGUAUGUGAUGUUACCAUUAGGAGUCAUUGAUGUGAACUCUGAGGUGGUUGAUCCGGAAGGGCUCUUGCAUCAGUUAAUAACUUUGAAGUCUGUCGAUGUUGAUGGUGUUAUGGUCGACUGCUGGUGGGGGAUAGUAGAGGCUCAUACACCGCAGGUGUAUAAUUGGAGUGGCUACAGGAAACUCUUUCGAAUGAUACACGACCUUGGGCUUAAGAUACAGGUUGUUAUGUCUUUCCAUGAAUGUGGGGGCAAUGUUGGAGAUGAUGUACAUAUACCACUCCCCCUGUGGGUGAGAGAAAUUGGUCAAAGCAAUCCCGACAUAUAUUUCACCAACAAAGCUGGCAGGCAUAACUCUGAAUGCCUUACUUGGGGGAUUGACAAGCAACGGGCCUUAAGAGGACGGACUGCUCUAGAGGUUUACUUUGAUUACAUGAGAAGCUUCCGGGUGGAAUUUGACGAAUUUUUUGAGGAUGGAGUUAUCUCUGAAAUUGAAGUUGGUCUUGGUCCUUGUGGAGAGCUGAGGUAUCCUUCGUAUCCUGCAAAACAUGGGUGGAGAUAUCCUGGUAUCGGAGAAUUCCAGUGUUAUGACAAAUAUUUGUUAAAGUACUUGAGGGAUGCAGCAGAGGCAAGAGGGCACAGUUUCUGGGCUCGGGGACCUGACAAUGCUGGUUCUUACAACUCCAUGCCACAUGAGACUGGAUUUUUUCGGGAUGGAGGUGACUACGACAGCUACUAUGGCAGAUUCUUUCUCAACUGGUACUCGCGAGUUCUGAUCGACCAUGGUGACCGUGUUCUUGCCCUGGCAAAUUUAGCUUUUGAAGGAAAUCGAAUUGCUGCCAAGCUUUCAGGUAUACACUGGUGGUAUAAAACAGCUAGUCAUGCUGCCGAGCUUACUGCUGGCUUCUACAACCCAUCAAACCGGGAUGGCUACGCCCCGAUAGCUGCAAUGCUGAAGAAACAUGACGCUGCUCUUAAUUUCACGUGCGUGGAGUUACGCACACUCGACCAACAUGAGGACUUCCCUGAGGCACUGGCUGACCCAGAAGGACUAGUUUGGCAGGUGCUGAAUGCGGCAUGGGAUGUUGGCAUACCCGUAGCAAGCGAGAAUGCACUUCCUUGUUAUGACAGAGAAGGCUACAACAAGAUCUUGGAGAAUGCCAAACCCCUUAACGAUCCUGACCAGCGCCACCUCUCUUGUUUCACCUAUCUUAGGCUUUCCCCAAUUCUCAUGCGCCCGCGUAACUUUAAAGAAUUCGAGAGAUUCGUCAGACGGAUGCAGGGGGAAGCAGUCUCAGAUCUAGGGUUGCCUCCCAUGGUGCAAGACAAAAGACCCGGAUGAAAUGGUUAAGUUUACCAGGGCGACCAAGUGAAGUGAAUGAUUAGAGCCAAUCUUGCUGCCCAUGAUUAAGGAAUUGUACUUAACAAACAUCAUAUGAUCAUGCCAUAUUAAUUGAGCAAAAGGAAAGCAUCCGUGGAAGGAGGAUGCAUCUAUUGCAGUUCGGGAGGGUACACAAAUAUUGGGGUUGAAGAGCAAAGGCCCAUUUAUUACAUACAAUACUCUCCCGUGGGCUCAGUCACUCUUGUCUCCAUCAAGGUCUGCCCAUCUUUGACUCUUCAGUCCUCCCACUUACAGCUGGCUGCCUGCUCCCCAGAUGUUGUUGUUACAUCAGUUUCGGCCUUUAUGGUCGGAUAAAGAAGACCACGAGCUAGUGAAGUAACCUUUUAGGCCUUUAGAGCAUAUCAUCAAGUGGCAUACGCAAUUCACCCGUCGCCAUAUUUUAUGCAUUAAAAUCCAAGUUUUGUAUUUUGAAAACUUCAAGUGAAAAGAUAAAAAAGCAUCUUGAUUGUUA
This is a messenger RNA of Tarenaya hassleriana, 2336 nucleotides long. Its product is annotated as beta-amylase 2, chloroplastic. The record is from RefSeq and is a predicted model, not a curated record. The transcript is spliced from 9 exons. Gene Ontology annotation, molecular function: beta-amylase activity. The coding region runs from base 173 to 1825 and encodes 550 amino acids. Lineage: Eukaryota; Viridiplantae; Streptophyta; Magnoliopsida; Brassicales; Cleomaceae. Gene Ontology annotation, biological process: polysaccharide catabolic process.